Messenger RNA from Erpetoichthys calabaricus (reedfish), 1574 nucleotides. It is a transcript of the gene rbmx2, whose product is annotated as RNA binding motif protein X-linked 2. The record is from RefSeq and is a predicted model, not a curated record. Gene Ontology annotation, molecular function: RNA binding. Gene Ontology annotation, biological process: mRNA splicing, via spliceosome. Gene Ontology annotation, cellular component: precatalytic spliceosome; catalytic step 2 spliceosome; U2 snRNP. The transcript is spliced from 6 exons. The coding region runs from base 124 to 1101 and encodes 325 amino acids. Lineage: Eukaryota; Metazoa; Chordata; Cladistia; Polypteriformes; Polypteridae.
ACGCAUUUCCGGGUUCAUCUUUGACCCCGGAAGAUCAAGGAAAGCAGUUACGUUCCAGUGGUGAUGUUGAGCUGAGACUUUCGCGCUGUUUAAUCUGCAUCUGGAAUAGCAACAUUACUGGAAAUGAACCCUCUUACAAAGGUGAAACUGAUUAAUGAACUUAACCAGAAGGAAUCAGAACUUGGCAUAAGUGAGAAAGUUUCUUGGCAUUCAGAAUAUAAAGACAGUGCUUGGAUAUUUAUAGGUGGUUUAGCGUAUGAUUUGACAGAAGGAGACAUUUUGUGUGUUUUCUCACAGUAUGGUGAAAUUGUGAAUAUAAAUUUAGUUCGAGAUAAAAAAACUGGAAAAUCAAAAGGUUUCUGCUUUAUCUGUUAUGAAGAUCAGAGGAGCACUAUUUUGGCAGUGGACAAUUUCAACGGAAUUAAGAUUAAAGGAAGGACUAUCAGAGUGGAUCAUGUUGCCAAUUACCGGCCUCCAAAAGACUCUGAAGACAUAGAUGAAGUAACGAAACAAAUUAGGGAGGAGGGUUGUGCACCCAAAACGCCACCCGCCUCAUCCUCUGAAUCUGAGGAAGAAUAUGAAGUUUCAGUAAAGAAACAAAAGAAAGAAAAAAAGGAAAAAAAGAAGAAGAAAGAAAAAAAGAAAAAAAAGGCUAAAGAAAAGCAGAGUGACUCUGAAAGCCGAAAAAGCCCAGUUUUGCUUAUAAAAGACAGAGACUCUUCAUUUGUAAAAUCAAAUUCAAACAAAGACAGUAACACACAUAGAUCGUAUGAAGACACAAAACCUUGGCGAGAAGACAGAGCAGCACAUAGCUCCAAGGAAAGAAAUGGUGUCCAGCAAAGAGAAUUAGACAAACACAAACAGCAACACAGGGGAAGCAGCAAGAGUAGUAGCAGUAACAGGAGCUGUUAUGAUGAAGGCGGACGAGAAGCAAGGACCUGGGAUAGCAGACCGAAAGGAAAAGAAAGGGGAAGAAGUCCAAAUGAGAGUGGCGAUUGGAGGAAGCAUGACAGGCAGUCGGAUGUUAGAGAAAGACAAGAAGGGAGACACUGGAAUUCAGACAGUCAGAAAAAAGAGAGAGACAAGUCAUCAAGAAACUGAUGAGACUGAACUAAUACUCAAUCUUUUCAUUUAUAUUUCCUUUUUAUAUUAAAUAUGGUCACGUUUUCUGAGGCACACAAGGUUUCAGCUUCACCUCUUUUGUUACAAAGAUCCAUUUCCUCUCCAAUCAUCUGUUUUGCUACCACUUAACCAUAUUAGCAGGUGGUUUCAAAAAGAACAAAACUUUUACAGUCAAAAUGGCUGAUCUAAUUAUUGAAGCAGUGGUGUUUAUAUUGUGUACUCUACUGUAUUGCUGUCAAAUAAGGAAAAAAUUGAGAGGCAUACUGUACAUAAAGCGUUCCCUUAAUUAGUAGCACACACUGUGUGACGAUCUUAACCAGACUCUUGUCAUCACUACUUGCUAAUCCAAGGAUUUUGUUUUUAAAGAAUGGUGAUGCAGGUGUAGAAUUAUGUUUUUAUGUGCAUUGCAAGAGUGACCUGUCAUUUACCUGAAUAAAGUGAUCUGGAAAAUU